Colletes gigas is the source of this 1041-nucleotide messenger RNA. RefSeq names its product N-acetylmuramoyl-L-alanine amidase sle1-like. The transcript has a single exon. The record is from RefSeq and is a predicted model, not a curated record. Bases 1 to 1041 code for a protein of 346 amino acids. Lineage: Eukaryota; Metazoa; Arthropoda; Insecta; Hymenoptera; Colletidae.
AUGAAAAAAGCAAUUAAGCGGAAGGUUAUAUUAGUUAGCCUUCCUUUUUUGUUGCUUUUAUUGCCAAUAUUAGCUUUCUUUUCAUUAUUUGUUGGUUCAAAUUCUUCUUCAGAUACAGAUAUUAAUACCAAUACACCACAGCAACAAACUGCAAAAGUGAUUUGGGAUAGAGUUCUAAAAGAAGGUGGAACAAAAGAAGGGGCUGCUGCUUUACUUGGUAAUAAUCAAGCAGAAAGUGAACUUCAACCUUCAAUUAUUCAAUCUAAUGCAACUUAUAAUGAAGCAAAAGCAAUGGAUACCACUUUAGGCGGUUAUGCUUUCGGCUUGGCUCAAUGGGAUAGUGGCAGGCGAGUAAACUUACUUAACUAUGCGAAAAGUCAGAAAAAAUCUUGGACAGGUACUAAUCUUCAAGUUGAGUUCAUGUUUGAGCAAGACGGUACAGAUUCAACGUUACUUAAACAAUUAGUCAAAGGAACUAAUGUUAAGCAAACGACUGAAGAUAUUAUGCGAAAGUGGGAACGUGCAGGGGCGGUUGAUAGCCUUUCAAAACGUCAAGGUUUUGCGGAAUAUUGGUACACGUUCAUGACGACUGGUGGUGAUAGUGGAACUGGUGGCGGUUCAGGAAUUACUCCAGAUAUACCUUCAGGUUGGACUUUGGAUAAGCCCAUUGAUACAAGUGGUUAUCUUGCGACAAGUUAUGAGUAUAAACAAUGUACGUGGUUUACAUGGAAUCGAGCCAAAGAUUUCGGCAUUACUUUUGGAAUGUAUAUGGGAAAUGGUGCUGACUGGCAACAUCAAGCAGGAUAUACUGUAACGACAUCUCCAACACUUCAUAGUGCGGUUAGUUUUAGUGGCGGUCAAACGGUAGGUGGUCAAUGGAACGCAGACCCUGUUUACGGUCACGUGGCUUUUGUAGAAGGAAUACAUUCAGACGGUUCAGUCUUAAUUUCACAAUCAGGAACUGGUUUUAGCACAGUAUAUACUUUCCAAGUUUUAACAAAAGCACAAGCCAGUCAAUUGCAUUAUGUGAUUGGAAAAUAA